AUGUCUGGCUCUGAGCUCCCAACUAUUGGAAACCAGUCCAUCUGCACCAAAUUCACGUUUGUGGCUUUUUCCUCCCUAGCAGAGUUGCAGUUGGUGCUGUUCGUUGUGUUUCUAAUCAUCUAUUUAUUUACUGUGGGAGGAAACUUCAUCAUCAUCUUCCUGAUCGGGGUCACCCCUUCCCUGCACACUCCCAUGUACUUCUUCCUGGUGAACCUCUCCUUUUUAGAGAUGUGCUAUAUUACCAGUGUGGUGCCUCAGAUGCUGGUGCACCUGCUGGUGGAGUCCAAGACCAUCAGUGUGGCAGGCUGUGCAGCCCAGAUGUACAUAUUUACCAUACUGGGCCUGACAGAAUGCUGCUUGCUCGCUGCCAUGGCUUAUGACCGCUUUGUAGCAAUUUGCUACCCACUGCAUUACACCCUCCUGAUGGGCCCUCGCAUGUGCCUGCAAUUGGCUGCAGCAUCUUGGAUCACUGGGGUGGUGGUGGAGUCAGCCCAGACCACGUGGAUCUUCACUUUGCCCUUCUGUGGAACCGGGAUGAUUCAGCACUUUUUCUGCGAUAUCAUGCCUGUGGUGAAACUGGCCUGCGUGGAUACCUCCCACAAUGAGGUGGUGUUAUUUUGUGUGUCUGUGCUCUUCAUUAUGAGCCCCUGCCUCCUUAUUCUCUGCUCCUACACACGCAUUCUUGUGACCAUCUUGGGAAUCCCUUCAGCAGCUGGCAGACGCAAAGCUUUCUCCACCUGUUCCUCUCAUAUCCUGGUGGUUUCUCUGUUCUAUGGCACAGCUCUGUUCACCUACCUCCAGCCUAAGACUGCACACACCCCAGAAACAGACAAAGCCACUGCACUCAUGUACACAGUGGUCACACCUGCUCUGAAUCCUGUUAUCUAUACCUUGAGGAACAAAGAAGUGAAGGAAGCCUUCCAAAGGUUAACACAGAAGAACCCUCUUAGGCAAAUGGACCAAGCUAGUCAUGGUAGCUGA
Messenger RNA from Ochotona princeps (American pika), 981 nucleotides. RefSeq names its product olfactory receptor 10C1-like. NCBI's taxonomy places the organism in Eukaryota, Metazoa, Chordata, Mammalia, Lagomorpha, Ochotonidae. The transcript has a single exon. Gene Ontology annotation, cellular component: membrane. The record is from RefSeq and is a predicted model, not a curated record. Gene Ontology annotation, molecular function: G protein-coupled receptor activity; olfactory receptor activity. The coding region runs from base 1 to 981 and encodes 326 amino acids. Gene Ontology annotation, biological process: G protein-coupled receptor signaling pathway.